CAGCUGACUGGCCGGCGGCGGCGGCGGCGCUGGCGGCGGUGACUGGUCCAGGCCCCGGCGGCGGCUGCAGCGACGCGGUGGAGGGCUGCGGGCGGUCGGCUUGAGGAGCGGCGGCGGCGGAGCGCGGAGCGGCCGGGAACGGAGGGCGCCGGGCCGCCCCUUGCCCAGUCCUCGCAGGCCGCCAGGCCCCCUCCAGCCGGGGCCGUGGAGCACCGGGGCAAAGGCCGGGGCCCCCCCAUGAAGGAGCGCGACUCGGCCCCGGCCGAGCGGGGCAAGCCGGCCACCUACACCGGGGACAAGAAGGCGAAGAUGGCGGCCAAGACCAACAAGAAGUGGGUCCGGCUCGCCACCGUGUUCGCCUACGUGCUCUCCGUGUCGCUGGCCGCCAUCGUGCUCGCCGUCUACUACAGCCUCAUCUGGCAGCCGGUGGGCGCCGGGACCUCAGGGGGAGCCGCCGGCCCGCCCCCCGGCGGCUCCAACGCCACCGGCCCGUCCGGGACUUCGGGGGCGGCCGCAGCGGGGCCCAACACCACGGGGUCGUCCCGCCGCGAGGCGCCGCGCGACGCGCCCCCGCUGCAGGCGGUGCGGCCCGUGCCUCCCGAGCCCUUUGCGGACAGCCCCUUGGCCGGACCUCUGGAACAGCCGCGGGGGGCCGAGGAGGACGAGGAGGAAGCAGCGGCGGCGCCUGGGAGUCGUUGAACCCUUCCGAGCCAGGGGCGGCCGGAAACCAUCCUCACCAAGCCCGGAGGCAGGACUUUGCAGCAGGACCGGGUGGGGAGCCCGCAGGAGUGACCCCCACGGGAGUGAACGCCUCCCUUCCCCUGAUGAUCGCCGGCUCGCCCCAGGGGCGAGGGGCCUGCAACCUGCUCUUCAGCCAAGGGACCACGAUUCUCCUGGGGGUUCGGGGUUUGGUCUUCCCAGGACCGUGCCGCGCCAGGGCCCUGAGCCCUAAGGGGGAUGGGGGGAGGGGUGGGGAGAGCCCAGCACCGACCCCUUCUGCGCUGCUCGCUCUUCUGUAUCCUACGUACAGGAGUGACUCGGGCUUUCCCCCCAAGACUCAGGGGAAGGAGGGAGCUAUAUGGGCUCUUCUUUAAUAAACCGCAGCUCUCACAAGGAGGAGGGCACCAAAAGUAGUGGAGCUCAGGUAUGUCAACCUAGUUUUCAGUGGCCACAGAUGCAUUUAAUUUAUAGAUCCCUGUAUAUAGUUGUUGACAUAUGCACUAGAAGCUAUAAUUGCAUAGAACUACAUGUAUCUUCCCACACCUUGGGUAGACUCCUGGCUGAUGGGGUUAAGCAAGGGCUACUUGCUGGCCCCCAAAGUGCAGCUAGCUAGAAGGGCACAGACACUUUUUUCAUUACCCACUCUUCCCCCCCCCCCAUUUCAGAAAGAUGGGUUUAUGACACAAAAGAGUAUAAUCAUUCUUAGUCUUUUUGGAAAGGACAGUGGAAACCUUUGAAGAAGUAGAAGCAGUCUAGAGAGGGUGGGGAAUGUAUGGAUCCCAUCUUCUUCCCACCCUAGUGCCCCCACCUAAGGCUUGCUGGUGAAGUCCUAAGUAUCUGGAUAUGGGCCAGGGAAGGAGGAAGGGAAAGAGCACUGCCUCUGUGCUUCAACCCUUGGCCUUCUCACAGAGUUCUUUUAGGAAGAGCAAGCCUUGUAGAGUGGCUGUCAAGUGUUUUUAUCUUUUUCUUUUUCCCUGCUCUUCAGAAUCGCAUCUUGUUCCAGUAAUCACCUUUACUUUCUCUCUUCCCUGUGCCUGUAGUGAAAAUGUACCCCUGUUAUUAGGAUGAAAUCCUUUGUGAACUAGAGCUUUAAAUUUUAAGGUAGAACCCAAAAGGCUGGAAGGUGGGCUUCAAACUCAGGAGUGUGUUUCUAUAGCCGGGGAAAUAGACCAGUCAUGCUUUGGAAGGUUAAAUUGGCUUGUCUUUACCUCUCCCGAUAAGCCCCACUUAACAUGCAGCCUAUACUUUUCAUUGAGAUGAAAAACAUCAAGAGAAAUGACAUAUGUCUGGGGCAGCAAGAAUUACACAUCCUCAAUUUGGAUUCUGUUUCCUUCCGCCACUUGCUUUUAGGCAGUUGAGUGUGGGUAGUGACAAGAUAUCAAACCCCUUAGUGUUUCCUUUUUGGGAAAUGAGGCACUUUAAAACAACAACUUAUCCACCUGAGUCCUGAAACAAUUUGUCUCUCCAGUUUUCUGGCUUACACUCAAGUUAGCUCUGAUCCAAGUUUACAGGACGACAGCCUUGCUUUAAGCCAUGUCCUAUGGUGAGCAAGGUAAUAGCAGCUGAGCUGUCGUAGCCUAGGGGUGGACGGGUAGCACCCCCAAGGUGUCUUGGCUGGAGGAAGUUUCUGAGCAGCUGACUUGACUUUGGUCAUCAAGAAGCCUUUAAGUCCUUUUUAAAUUUUUGGUGAGGGCCUCGGGGAAGAAACAAAAAUGCCACUUUAUAACUUCAAUAAUAGCCUGUAAUUUGUAUUUAUUGUGUGAAUUUUUAGUCCUAUAUUUUAAUAAUUUGUAAGUUGAUAUCUUAUUCCAAGAAUCCUUUGAACUUGCAGGAGAACAUCUGGGAGUCCAAUCCCCUGUCCCCAUCCUGACCCCUGCAUUCUGGACUGUUUAAUCCACUUUGGGAUGGAUCAGAGAGUCUAGAGAGACCACUCCUGGGUCCAGCUGCUGGCCUCCUGACUCUCUAAAGCCUUCACUGGAAUUGGACAUUAGCUCCAGCUCUAGCUGUGAGCCUGACCAGAGACAUUAUUUAUAAUUCAGCCAUUUAAGAUAUACCUGUACUCAAAAAGUCCUGUAUAUUUUUUAAAAGUUUUAUUUUUCAGGUGAACAAAAAUACAUUCUAAAAACUCUACGUCAA
Sus scrofa (pig) is the source of this 2856-nucleotide messenger RNA. It is a transcript of the gene INAFM2, whose product is annotated as InaF motif containing 2. The record is from RefSeq and is a predicted model, not a curated record. NCBI's taxonomy places the organism in Eukaryota, Metazoa, Chordata, Mammalia, Artiodactyla, Suidae.